ACGAGUUUCGAGUUCAAAUUUUUUGUCGGGUGAUUUACUGAAUCAAAAAAGAAGAACAAAGAAUGGGGCAUGAGGUUUGAGGCAUAUUUCGAUCUCAACUAGGUCUGCAAGGAGGAAGAAAGAAGACCAAAUGGAUGCUCAAGCCAAGAGGAAAGCAUUGUUUCGUGCUAAAUUGAACGCCCAGAAGAAGGAAAAGCGCAUCGAUUCUCCUCUUGUCAGGUACAAUGAAUUGGACCAACCUGUCUGUAGGGUUUGCGACAUUGUAUUGAAAUCAGAGGCUUACUGGGAUGCUCACCAGUCCUCUCGCAGACAUCAUGAGGCAAUAAAUAAUCUCAAAGCUAAUGCAGCAGGCAGGUCUGGAGUUAACGAUAUUAAAGCUGCGGCUCCUGCUGAACUCCCUAACAGCAGACCAAUAGAUUUGAAAGAGCAGAAAGCAGUGACUGGGACGUCGACAGAGUUCCCAAAACAUCAAUCAUCAUCUGUGCUUCCUUCAGAUUUUUUUGACCAGAAUGUCAAAAGGCUUAAAACUGGAAAGGAUGCUGAACCUGAUUUACGCAGUGGUAGCAUUGCACAGUCAGAGGUGAUUGCAAAGGCCAGUGACCUUGGUAAGAAAUCUUCUGUGAAUGUUGGUUCAGAGGGGAAGGAAAUAAAGGGAGCUCUGCCCGAAGGUUUCUUUGAUGACAAAGAGGCUGAUUUGCGUGCACAUGGCAUAAAACUUGUUAAGCCUGAUGUCAAAGAUGAAUACAAGGAAUUUGAAAAGUUGAUCCAAGAAGAUUUGCAAGAGGUGGAUAACCGUUUGGAAGAGGAGGAGAUUGAUGCUGCCGAAAUGAUAGAGGAAGCCGAAACCUUAGAGCAGAAGGCGUACAGGGAGAGAGUAGAAAGGUUGAAGAGGAAGAAAAUGGAGUUAAAGACCAAAAAAUCAGUAGAACAAAGUAGAGCGGAGCCUGAAAUUCCUACUAAAGAGUCUAGCCUUGACGAUUCUUUGAGUGAUGAUGAUAGUGACACAAAUUAUACAGUAGAUUGGAGAGCUCAACACUUGUGAUAGUAAGUCGAUUCUAAAUUUUUGAUAUCC
This is a messenger RNA of Cucurbita pepo subsp. pepo (vegetable marrow), 1072 nucleotides long. RefSeq names its product protein ABA AND ROS SENSITIVE 1. Gene Ontology annotation, cellular component: spliceosomal complex; nucleus. The record is from RefSeq and is a predicted model, not a curated record. Gene Ontology annotation, molecular function: nucleic acid binding; zinc ion binding. NCBI's taxonomy places the organism in Eukaryota, Viridiplantae, Streptophyta, Magnoliopsida, Cucurbitales, Cucurbitaceae. Gene Ontology annotation, biological process: mitotic DNA replication checkpoint signaling; nuclear DNA replication; mitotic DNA damage checkpoint signaling.